AUCUUCCUACAGUGCUGGACUGCUCUGUGCAACGUACACCUUCCUGUGGCUGGAAAACAUGUUUCUUCAUAGAAGAACUCCAUUUCUCUUUGUGCUGUUUUGGUUGGCAGUUGUUGAAAGUGGCAAAGCUGGAGAUGAGACUUCAUCAGCUGACGAUGAGAAUGACACAUCGACAAAAGAGUUAUCCAGCAGUGAGUGGCCUAAUAAGGCCUGCAAGUGUGACUGCCAGGGAGGAAGUGGAACUGUGCCAUCUUCUAGAAUAACUGGACUGGAAUGCAUGCCAGAAUGUCCAUAUCAUAAGCCUCUGGGGUUUGAAUCAGGCGCUGUUACUCCAGAUCAGAUAAGUUGCUCAAACCAAGAUCAGUACACUGGCUGGUAUUCUUCCUGGACCUCAACCAAAGCCCGGCUCAAUGGCCAAGGAUUCGGGUGUGCUUGGCUAUCCAAAUUCCAGGACAAUAGUCAGUGGCUACAGAUUGAUCUGAAGGAAAUAAAAGUUAUCUCUGGGAUUUUGUCACAAGGAAGGUGUGAUGCAGAUGAAUGGAUAACUAAGUACAGUGUGCAGUACAGAGUGGACGAUUCAUUGAACUGGGUUUACUACAAGGACCAAACUGGAAACAAUCGGGUGUUUUAUGGGAACUCAGAUCGCUCAUCUACCGUACAGAAUUUCCUGCGCCCUCCAGUGAUUGCACGUUACAUCAGGAUUCUCCCACUAGGCUGGCAUGUUCGCAUUGCUGUAAGGAUGGAGUUAUUGGAAUGUAUGAGCAAAUGUGCUUAAAUUAAAAUCGAAAAGAGUUUUGGAUGAAAAUUGUGAACCAUGAAACAUAAAAUUAAAGCAUCUUCUUUAUGUCUCA
Messenger RNA from Rana temporaria (common frog), 851 nucleotides. It is a transcript of the gene RS1, whose product is annotated as retinoschisin 1. Bases 59 to 775 code for a protein of 238 amino acids. NCBI's taxonomy places the organism in Eukaryota, Metazoa, Chordata, Amphibia, Anura, Ranidae. The record is from RefSeq and is a predicted model, not a curated record. The transcript has 7 exons.